AUGGCCAUUAUGUCACGAUACGAAACCUGCACACUGGGCCUGAUUCUAUCACGGUGGGCGCCGUCUUACAUCGACGAUUGUCCUACCCGAUUCCUCGUCACAGAGGACGAGCUAACUUCCUCCAUCGCCCACAUUGCUCCCGAAGAGCUUUUCUACACACUUGUGCUGUCUGGUCAAGAACCAAAUCAGUGCCAUAUUAAUGUCUCUGGUGCAGCACACGAGCAGAAGAUGGAGGCCGUGGCCGCCACUUUCCGAAUCAUCUGCCAUCAGCUGCUUAGUUCCAGCAUGAACUUAGAUCUGGGGAUUGACCAGAUUGACCUCUUGCCUUUCCAUGAGGUAGCGCAGCUCUCUAGAUGGAACAACAACACUCAAUCAGACAGUCAAGAGUGUGUCCAUACCAUUGUCACUGCUCACGCGUUCCAUCGCCCCAGAGACUUGGCGAUCUGUGCCUGGGACGGGAGCUUCACCUACGCCGAGUUGGACUACUACUCCGAAGCUGUGGCCCGCCACUUUGUCGCCAAGAGAUGGGGUCAAGGCGCCUUUAUCAUCUCCAAGAUGCUUAAAUCGCGAUGGAGUAUGGUAGCCAUGCUCGCUAUUCUGAAAGCUGGCUGCGUCUUUGUCCCCGUGGAUCCUCGAGCUCCCGCAGACCGUGUGGCUGCAAUUGCUAAUGAGGUCUCUGCUAAGUGUCUCAUCACCAACUUUGUUGAUGAGACCCUGCCGGAAUUUGGAAAUGGUCUCGAGAUCAUGGAAAACCUCCCACAAGUAGCUGAGACCAGCACUAUUGACUCGGAGCCACUCCCUCAGGUGGCCGCUACCGCUCUUGCGACUGCAUUCUUCACUUCUGGAAGCACGGGUGUUCCCAAGGGCGUCCUGCACGAGCAUCAAGCCAUUUGCAACGGCAUCAAAGACGUUCUUCGACCCUUUCACAUCGACCAACACACCCGAUGCUUGCAGUUCGCUUCUCCCGCCUUUGAUGUUACAAUGUCAGAGACUUUGACGAUCCUGUACGCUGGAGGCUGCAUAUGUAUUCCCAACAAUCAGGAGGUUGUCGAUGACAUCAACGCCAGCAUGGCGAAACUUCAAGUCACGCAUGCAUUCCUCACACCGACUGUUGCCGCACAGGUCGAGCCGACAAUUGCCUCCUCUCUUACGUAUCUCAUUGUAGGCGGUGAGCCUCUGCGGAAAUCGGAGGUGGUUUCGCUGAGUCCAAAGUUGAAUCUCAUCAACACCUAUGGUGGCACUGAGAUGGGUAUCUGGGAGACCUCCACACUCUCAUUGACGCCCGAGAGUGACAACCGGAACGUGGGUCACACCGUCGGUGCCAAGAUCUGGAUUGUCCACCCUCACAACCACGACAUCCUCCUACCCAUCGGUAUACCUGGCGAGGUCCUCGUCGAAAGCAUUGCACUUGCCAGAGGCUACUACCGACCCGUCGACAGACGAGCAUUCAUCGACGAGCCCAAAUGGCGCGGCAGAUUCCCAAAUCGCAACACGGCUCGUUUCUAUCUCUCAGGAGAUCUGGGACAGUAUGAAGCUGACGGAACUCUGAUUCUACUCGGUCGGAAAGACACUCAGGUAAAACUGAGAGGUCACCGUAUUGAGCUGGGCGAAGUUGAACACCACCUUGGCAAGAGUCUUCCCGGCCAAGAGCCUGUAGCUGAAGUCGUUAAGGACUUGGCAUCAUCCAAGGGUUCAGCUACUCUGGUGGCCUUUGUUGUGUUCCCCGAAUCUGACGGACAACAGCCCAGCGAACAACAACUCACUGCCGCAGCAGAAGCCAGGACGCGAGUCGCAGCCGAGCUGUCCCGUUUCUUGCCUGCCUACAUGAUUCCGGCUAUUCUCAUACCCAUUCCCUCGAUUCCUCUCACUGUAUCUGGGAAGACCGAUCGUCGCGUUCUCAGACUGGUGGCGCAGCGACUGUCAUUGAGCCAACUGGCAGUCCUUCGUGGUGCUCAAGGGUCUGUUGAAGCCCCGGAGACUGAAGCUGAGCAGCAAUUACAAUCAGUCUGGGCUUCGACCCUCGACAUCGAUCCCACCAUGAUUGGAAAAAACACAUCCUUCUUCGAGCUCGGCGCGGACUCCAUCGCUGCAAUGAAGGCGGCCAGCGCGGCUAGAACUAUCGGUCUGCCCUUGGGCCUAUCAGACUUCUUCAGGUGCCCAAAGCUUUCCGAUCUGGCCAAGUUUGCAUCAGAAGCAUCGACUGGAAUGGUGGAGGAUCAGGUGGCGCCAUUCUCACUCAUCCCGCUCGAUGCCGCUCUGGAAUUACGCCGGGAAGCUGCUCAGCAAUGUAACACCUCUCCCGCGGAUAUCGAAGACCUCUUUUCAUGCACACCUCUCCAAGAAGGCCUGAUCUCACUAUCGUCCAAGCAUGACACCUCGGAGGCGUACAUCAGCAGGAAGGUCUUCAACCUGCCCAGCCAGAUCAACAUGUUCCAGUUCGAGGAGGCAUGGAACAUUACGGCCCUCGCACAUCCCAUUCUCCGCACCAGACUUGUCAACACCGCGGACCAAGGAAUGCUCCAGGCUGUGGUCAGAGGUCCUUUGUCUUGGAACUUCGGAAACGACCUGGAUGCGUAUUUGGCCGGAGACGCGCAACAUCCCAUGACUUUCGGUACGCCACUUUGCCGCUAUGCCUUGAUCGACGUAGAAUCGGGGGCGCAGAGGAGCCCUGUCUUCGUCUGGACUGUUCAUCAUUCCAUUUACGACGGAUUGUCAAUGUCCAUCAUCCAAGACGCUUUCUGGAGGGCCUAUAACGGUCAGAACAUCGCCCCUUCUCCCCCUUUCGGUAAUUUCAUCAAGUACCUCAAUGGCAUCGAUGCCAAGGCUUCCCAGACUUUCUGGAAGACCUACCUCGAUGGACCAGACUUGUCAUUCUUCCCGUCGGUCCCAUCUUCAAUAUCCACACCCAAGCCUGACUCGACCGUUGUGCGCCAAUUUCCUUGGACUUGGAAGCCAACGAAUGGUCUCAACGCGUCUACACUCUUGAAGACGGCGUGGGCUAUAGUUGCUGGCAGAUAUUCCGGCUCUCGGGACGUCAUCUUUGGAAACACUUUAAGUGGCAGAAAUACCCCCGUGACUAUUCCUGGCCUCGAUGUCAUCACCGGCCCAACCAUUGCGACUGUUCCGGUUCGCAUUCGCUGGGAGCCGAAGAUGUCAAUCAUGGAACUUCUCGAGGCCGUUCAACGCCAAGAGUUCGACAUGCGGCACUUUGAGCAAACGGGUCUGCAAAACAUCUCACGCAUCAGCUCGGAUACUCGGGGAGCAUGCCAGUUCUCUUGUCUCUUCUUGGUACAGCCUCCUGCCACUGCCGACCAGGCUAAACUGGAAGAAGUAUUUGGUAUCGAGGAUCGUGACAAGUCAUCAGAAUACGACGACCAUCCUUUAUCCAUUGAGUGUGAGAUGGAUAAGCAUCAACUACGCGUCAUCGCCACCUUCGACAGCCGCGUUUUGCACGAGGAACGACUGGAGCGAAUCGUCACUCUCUUCCAGCAGACGGUCUUGUACCUAAGCAGCAACUCCCAGUCCCAGGUUUCCUCUCUGAACCUGAUCACCGAUGCAGAUGUUUAUCAGAUCCAGGAGUGGAACGCGAUACCGCCGGCGGUUGUCAGGAGACAGGCUCAUGACCUAUUCCGCCACCAAGCCAGACUGCGUUCGACUCAUACCGCCCUUAGCUCUUGGGACGGUGUGAUGACUUACGCUCAACUUGACGAUGCCUCGGACCGCCUUGCAGGUCAUCUCCAUGCCCUCGGAGUUGGCCCGGAUAUGUUGGUCCCCAUCUGUUUCGAGAAGUCCAUCUGGGCUGUUGUCGCGAUGCUGGGUGUCUUGAAGGCUGGCGGCGCUUUUGCUGUCGUCGAGCCCUCCCAUCCUCUUGACAGGAAAGAGGUCAUUGUUCGGCAGCUCGGCGCCAAGGUUGCCGUCGUGGCACCUUCGACCGAGUCACUAUUCCCAUCGGGUUGUGUAAACACUCUCGUCGUCUGUGAUGCUUCGAUCCUGAAGCUGCCACUCCCCAGAAGGCCCUUGCCGAAUGGCAGCCCAGACAACGCCAUGUAUGUCAUCUUUACAUCUGGGUCGACGGGCACUCCGAAGGGAUGUGUGACGGAGCAUUGGGCCUUCUGCUCCGCCAUGUAUGAGUUUGGUCGUGACAGCGGGUUACGAUCCGACGGACAAGUCCUGCAAUUCGCUUCCUACAGCUUCGAUACCAGCUCAGAAGAGAUCUUCUGUACGCUCUUUGCGGGCGCUACCCUCCACAUUCCGUCGGAAGCAUCACGAAUCAACGACCUAGCCGGUGAGAUCCGUCGGACCAAGACCAACUGGGCCGAGCUCAACCCCAAGGUUGCUUCCCUCCUCACUCCUGAAGAGGUUCCCUCCCUCAAGACCAUCAUCCUUGGAGGCGAUCGAUCCCACGGAAGCGAUGUCAGCCGGUGGCCUGAGAGCACCAAUCUCCUCAACUCAUAUGGUUGUACCGAAGCAUCUGUCACAUCUACCCUUAUUCCUCUCAACAGACGCAGCAACGAGGAGCCCCCCAUCGGCAAAGGUGUCGGCUGCAACCUUUGGGUCGUUGAUCCUGACAACCACGACAUGCUCGUUCCUGUCGGUGCGCCGGGUGAGCUUCUGAUCGAGGGGCCGGGCCUUGCUCGUGGCUAUCUCGGGGAUCCCGAGCGCACCGCGAAGUCCUUCAUCUUCGACCCGGCUUGGUCAAACGACGGAUCCGGAAGACGGCGUCGCUUUUACAAGACUGGUGAUCUUGUGCAUGCCAAUGACGAGGGUGCCGUUUUCUACCAUGGCCGCAAGGAUACGCAGAUCAAACUCCGAGGUCAACGCGUCGAGCUCGGUGAAAUUGAGCAUCAACUGGCCCAGGCACUCCCAGAGUUCGAUGUAUCUGCCGAGAUCGCCACAAUGCAAGCCAACAGUCAAGCUCCAGACACCCUCGUCGGAUUUAUCGUUUUCCCCAACGACGAGGAGCAGUCUGCCGAAGUCACCACAUGUCUGGAUGCUGCGACUGUCGAGAAGCUGGCUACCAUCAGACCCAAGCUCAUCGCAGAUCUCUCGCGCUCGCUGCCGGCUUACAUGGUCCCAACUCUGUUUGUUCCCAUGAACGGGAUGCCCUUGACAAUCUCAGCCAAGGCGGAUCGCCGAAAGCUUCGUGCACUCGCCCAAGGGUUGAGUCCUGAAGAUCUCGCCCUGCUUCAGGGAACCUCGGAUAUCAAGGAGCAGCCGCAGUCCCAAGCUGAAGUCAAUAUGCAGGCGGUGUGGGCUGGAGUUCUUGGCGUCAAGGCUGAGACAAUUGGUCUCGACGACAACUUCUUCCGAAUUGGCGGAGAUUCGAUUACUGCCAUGAAGAUGGUCCCUGCUGCACGACAGCUCGGUCUUCACAUCUCAGUUGCCCACGUUUUCCGCGCUCCCAUUUUGAGGGAUCUGGCUUCUCAAGCUGCCGCGAGUACCCAACCGUCUCAGAUCGAAAAGAUUCCUGUUUUCUCUCUCGUUGACCAAAGCGAGAAGGAAUCAAUCAUUGUCGAGGCAGCCAAGCAAUGCGGUGUACGACCUGAGGAAGUUGAAGAUGUCUAUCCUUGCACGCCCCUUCAGGAGGGACUUAUGUCGCUUUCGGCGAAGCAGCACGGAUCGUACAUCAUGCGUCAAGUCUUGGUGCUGUCAACUGAUAUACGCAUGGCCGACUUCCAUCAGGCUUGGGAGCAGGUUGUCCAGGCGCACCCAAUCUUGCGAACGCGAAUUGUCAGUGUCGGCUCCAACAUGUAUCAAGCCAUCACCACUCGGUCAUUGUCUUGGGACACCAGCAUCGAUCUUGACCACUACAUCGCGCACGACGAUUCUCGUGAAGUCGAAUUUGGGGCGCCUCUUAGCCGAUACGCCAUUAUCCCCUACUACGAUCGAUUCUUCUUCGUCUGGACGCUGCACCACUGCAUAUACGAUGGCUGGUCACUCCCACUUCUCCUCAGCGACCUCUCCAAGGCGUACAACAAGACCUCGCGUGGAGACUCGGAUAUCCCAGGAUUCAAUGCCUUCAUCAAGCACCUGAACGGGUUGGACAAGACCGAAUCAGACUCCUUCUGGUCGUCCUACCUCGAGGGGCCGAGUACCACAUUCCCUGCUUCACUACUCCCGAACCAGACUGCCCAACCUAGUGCAACACACGAUGAGAGUAUGGGUUUCUCUGUCAACGCCAUUGAUGGCAUCACUUCGUCUACCAUUCUCCGCGCUGCUUGGGCUCUGCUCACGCGAAGCUACACCGGCGAUUCGGAUGUGGUCUUUGGCAUGACAGUCAACGGCCGUAACGCACCUGUCCCUGGCAUCGAUCGAAUGAGUGGCCCAACCAUUGCUACUGUCCCCAUCCGUGUCCGCUGGGAUUCGAAGGCAAGCACCACUAUCCGUUCGUUGCUCGAGUCGGUCCAGCAAGAUACCACAACUAUGAUCCCGUUCGAGCAGACAGGUCUGCAACACAUCUCUCGUCUCCAUGAGGAUGCCCAAGCUGCUUGUCAGUUUGGUACCCUCUUCGUCGUCCAACAGGACGACAGUGAGGAAGAUGAAGCCGUCGCCAACAUCAUGGAGCUCUAUGACGCUUCCGAAGACACUUCAGCCCAGUUCACCACCCAGCCAUUGUUGGUUGAGUGUGUUAUAGAGACUUCAUCGAAGACAGUUACCCUUCGGAUGAGUUACGACCCGAAGCUACUGGAUUCUUUCCUCGUUUCUGGAAUGGCGCAACAAUUCAAGCACAUUCUCUCUCAACUUGUCGAGACUGAGAACCUUGACAAGCCAGUCAGUGAUCUCCAUCUCAUCAAUCCAAUUGAUCAUGACCAGGUCAUCAAGUGGAACGAGGGACGAGUCAACCCAAUCCACAAGACUAUGCAUGACCUUGUGGGAGCGGCCGCCGUCGUCAAUGCCACACGCCCUGCCAUCAGCGCCUGGGACGGAGAGAUGACGUACGCGGAACUUGAGUCGGCAUCGUCGCAAGUCGCUGGUCGGCUUCGUAGCGUCGGCGUCGGUAGUAGUGGACAGGGCGAGAUGGUCCUGUUGUGUUUUGAGAAGUCUCGAUGGGCCAUCGUCUCAGCACUCGCCAUUCUCAAGGCUGGCGCGGCCUUUGUUGCUCUUGAUCCAGCCCAGCCGGAUGACAGACUUGCAACGAUCAUGAAGCUAUCGAAGGCUCGUCUUGUCUUGACUUCCAAGGGCUUAGAGGAGCGCUUGACUAGACUCUCCAAGAAUGCACCCAACGUCGUAUGCACCUCGGAACUUGUUGCUUUGGCAGACACCGCUGCUCCCUUCGUCAAGCGGCACAGAGCUUCUGGUAGUGAUGCCCUCAUAAAGGGAGUCAUCUCAUCGCCUGAAGAUCUUGCCUACGUCAUCUUCACUUCUGGCAGUACCGGUGUACCCAAGGGUGUCAUGAUCAGUCACCGCGCGGCAUCUUCGAGUAUGAUGGCUCAUGCUGAGCGCUUCGGGGUCGACUCUUCCAGUCGCACGUUGCAGUUCUCAUCCCUGACAUUUGACGCCUGCAUCUUUGAGAUCUUCACAACGCUUGCUACCGGCGGCUGUAUCUGUAUGCCUUCAGAUGCUCAGCGUGUGGAUGAUCUCGCAGCAGCUAUCAACUCCUACUCCAUCAACACUAUCAUGCUUACUCCGUCCGUUCUGGCGCUGCUGUCCCCAGAGGACACGCCUUCACUUCGCUCCAUCAUUUUCAUCGCCGAACAAGUCACCGACAAUGAUAUCUCACGCUGGUCUAGCCAAUGUCGCAUCCAGAAUGGGUACGGGCCUACAGAGUGUACUGUCGUUUGCGUCGUCAAUCCUGAUCUUCGGGACGGUGGUCGCAUCGGCCACGCUGUUGGUUGUCGUGCCUGGGUCGUCGAUGCCGACAAUAUCGACAAGCUGGUACCAAUCGGGUGUGCUGGUGAGCUCCUCAUCGAAGGACCUAGUCUUGCCAUUGGUUACCUGAAUGAUGCCGAGCGCACGGCAGAGUCUUUCAUCUUCAAUCCAGCUUGGGCAACCAGCGACGAGCCCUCGGUAACGCGCCGUUUCUACAGGACGGGUGACUUGGUGCGGCAGACAAGCAACGGCUCCUUCAUCUACCUCGGACGCAAGGACACACAGGUCAAGCUUCGUGGUCAGAGGAUCGAGCUUGGGGAGAUUGACUUCCACAUUCGCCGUGCUCUCCCGUCGGCCACUGUACGUUCAGACAUUGUCGAUCUUCAGCAGCAAAAGGCUGGCAGCGGCAUGCUCAAAGCCCUCGCUGCCUUUGUCGUCCUUGAAGGCGUCGACGUGAACAUUGAGAGCAACGCUGGCAUAAGCGCUGGUUCACUCAAGCAGGUCGGAGAAGCUGCCUCGACCGCUGUCGCUGAGCUGGCUCGCUCAGUGCCACCCUACAUGGUCCCUUCAAUCUUCAUCCCCAUCUCCAAGAUGCCUCUCACGGUUUCCGGAAAGACGGACCGGCAAAGACUCAAGGCCAUCGCAGCCAAGAUCCCCCACAAGCACCUCGACACCUUGCGAGCCCUUCAGCGUGGAGCAACAGGCGACGGGCCUAAGGUUGCACCUCGAAACGAUGUUGAAAGGCGCAUGCAAUCCGCCUGGUCAACCGUCCUCCAACUGGAUCCUGAGAGUAUCAGCAUUAAUGACAGCUUCUUCCGUCUCGGUGGUGACUCCAUUUCUGCGAUGAAGCUCGUCACAGCUGCGCGAUCAGUCGGCAUCUCCAUCACUGUGUCGGACAUCUUCCAGACGCCCGUCUUGGCCAACCUUUGCCGGUGCAGUAGCAACGAAAGCGAUGAGAUUGAAGUCAUUCCACCGUUUUCUCUCAUCCCAGCAUACGACACUCUCAUGCAUCAAGAGGCUGCCCGGCAGUGCGGUGUGGCCCCUGAAGCCCUCGAGGACUUGUAUCCUUGCACUCCGCUUCAACAAGGUCUCAUCUCACUCUCGGUCAAGGAAGAGGGGUCUUACAUCGUUCGUGAGAUCUUCCGCCUCCGGAGUGUCCGCGUGAGCAGAUUCCAAAAGGCGUGGGAGUACGUCGCAAACAUUCACCCCAUUCUUCGCACCCAACUCGUUCAUCUGGAUACCUACGGAACUCUCCAGGCCGUGAUCAGCACAAAACAGGCAAUGCGAUGGCGCACGGCGUCCUCUUUGGAGGAGUACCUUGCCCAAGACGAGAAAGAGACAAUGGGCCUAGGUACGGCUCUGAGCAGGUAUGGUCUUGUAUUGCCGACCAACCCGGCCGACGAUGCCAUCUUCAUCUGGACUGCUCAUCACGCCAUGUACGAUGGUUGGUCAAUGCCCAUCAUUAAAGAAGCCGUGGCCACAGCGUACAUGGAAGUGAUGCUCCCUGAGGCUCCUGCUUUCAACACAUUUAUCAAGCACAUCCAGGGAGUCGAUGCCACCGCUGCUCAGUCAUUCUGGAAGUCUUACUUUGACGAAGCAGGCGCUUCUCCUUUCCCGGCGGUUCCACAUGGAGCUUCUCUGGAAUUCCGCGCCGACAGGUCCGAGAAGGUGAAUCUGUCUUGGAGAUCACAACAACGCGAUGGAGUUACUGUCUCGACUCUCCUCCGUGCAGCAUAUGCCAUCGUCGUCGGGACAUACACCGGUUCCUCUGAUGUUGUCUUUGGCACGACAUUGAGUGGCCGCAAUGUCCCUGUCCCCCGUGUUGAGACCAUUGUUGGCCCAACUAUCACGACUGUGCCAGUCCGGUUGUCUUGGGAUGCCAAUAUGACAGCGCAGGAGCUCCUCCAGAAUGCCCAGCGCCAGGCCACGGAGAUGAUGCCAUUCGAGCAGAUGGGUCUGGUCAACAUUGCCAAGAUCAGCGAGUCGGCCAAGAGAUCGUGUCAGUUCCAGAGCAUCUUCGUCGUCCAGCCUGAGAGAGACGACGAUAGCCCUGCUUGCGAGAGUCUUUUUGGUGACCAGCUCAGCCACGCCUCAAGCAGCGAUGAGACUGCUUCUCCUCAGACUUACCCACUAGGCAUUGAAGCGACGGUCGAGGGCAAUGAGCUUGAACUGUCUGCCACCUACGACAGUCGCAUUAUUGAUCCCCCCGAGAUGCGCCGCAUCUUGCACCAGAUCGGGCAUGCCGCCUCACUCCUCGACCAGAACCCCAACGUUCUCAUCUCGGCGUUAAACCUAGCUGGCAAGUCAGACUUGUCUCAAAUUCAGGCAUGGAACGCUCGAGGUCCUCCUGCUGGAGCGCGAGAGGCUGUGUACACCAUCAUCGGUCGCAAUCCCUCCUCGGCACCCGCUGUCAGUGCCUGGGACGGUGACUUGUCAUAUGCCGACUUGACCAGACUUUCCAAUGGCUUGGCCCAUCGCCUCCGCGGCAUUGGAGUCGGCAUUGGCGCCGAGACUGUGGUUGCCUUUAGCCACGGCAAGUCCAAAUGGGUUCCAGUCAUCAUGCUUGGUAUCCUCAAAGCCGGCGGUGCGUUCGUUGCUUUGGAUGCUGCACAGCCUGAAAGUCGUCUCAAGUUCAUCGUCGAAGAGGCUAAAAUCAGCGUCCUUCUCACUUCACCGGAGCUGGCAAAACUUCCUUCAUUAGCAAAUCUCCCUGUUACUCCAGUCUUCCCAGCAUCGCUUGAGUACUCGACGGAGGAGAAAGAGACCACGCCGCCACCUGGCCACAGUGUGUCUCUACCCGACUCCUUGGCGUACGUCGUCUUCACGUCUGGCAGCACGGGUGUGCCAAAGGGAGUAAUGGUGUCUCAUUCUGCUACAGCCUCCAGCACUUUGGCCCACGGCUCCGCCAUGGGAAUCACUUCCGAGAGUCGAGUCUUGCAGUUCGCCUCUUACACUUUCGACGCCUCUGUGCUCGAGGUACUCGGCACACUGCUGGCCGGGGCCUGCGUCUGCAUUCCAUCGUCGGAGGAAGCUUCCGAAGACCUGAACGCUGCAGUUCGGAAGUAUGGUGUCAACUUUGCUGCUCUCUCACCUCGAGUUGCUUCUCUCCUUCGUCCCAAGGAGGUCCCGGCCAUCAAGGCUAUUGCAUUGGGUGCUGAGGUUGUGACAAGCUCAGAUAUCCAGCGAUGGGAGGGCCGCCGUGUCAGCAACGGCUACGGCCCGACCGAGUGCACCGUUGUAUGCGUCUUGGAGUCCAGCAACCACAAGCCUGGACGUAUCGGAAGAGGUGUUGGCUGUAUCUGCUGGAUUGUGGACCCCGAAGAUCCGAACAAGCUGGCACCAGUUGGUGCGCCUGGAGAGCUUCUCAUCGAAGGACCAUGCCUGGCUCGCGGAUAUCUUCACCAAGAAGAGAAGACCCGCGCCGCCUUCGUACAGGACCUUGCCUGGACUCAAGCUCUCCCUAGUCCUGGCAGCAGGCCCAGACGCUUCUACAAGACUGGCGACAUUGUGAGAUACGACUCAGACGGUGGCAUCUUGUUCAUCGGCCGAAAGGACAACCAGGCCAAGCUCAGGGGCCAGCGCAUUGAGCUCAGCGAAGUUGAACAUCAUAUGCGUCGCGCUCUGCCUGAAUGCCACGUCGUUGCCGACAUCGUCAGUUUCCCCCAGCAGAAGAACGACUCUAUGGCCUUGAUCGCCUUUGUCGUGCCUUCGAGCAGCAGAGCAUCGGGCAACUCCCUUGGGUCCAUGCUCCCGCUCGACAGCGAAGCUGUCAAGGCUUUCGCGCAGUCUUGGUCGAAGGCAACAGUGGAGGUGUCUCAUGCAGUGCCGCUUUACAUGGUUCCCACGCUCUACAUCCCUCUCGACUCAAUCCCGCUCACCUCGUCGAGCAAGGUCGAUCGCCGCAGGCUACAAGCCAUUGUUGCAGAUGUUACUGUCGAGCAAUUGGAACUUCUUCGUGGUGUUCAAGGUGUCAAAGAAGCUCCUCGCUCUGCUCUGGAGAGGAGCAUGGUGUCUGCCUGGGCACAAGUCCUUGGACUUGAUACCAGCAAGAUUGGCAUCCGGGACAGUUUCUUCCGUCUUGGAGGUGAUUCCAUCACAGCCAUGCGCCUGGUGCCAAUCCUGGCUGAGGGUGGUCUCACGCUCCGUGUCUCUGAUGUCUUCAAGUACCCCGUGUUGGCCAGUCUGUGUCGCCAUCUCCAAGGAGAGGAAGAUCGCACAGACGGGUCGUCCUCAACAGAUGAGUGGUCGGAUCUUGGCGGUAGUCAAGAUCUCACCCCAGACGCUGAGCAUACCGAUGAUGAGGCCCUUCAAGUUGCCGCCGCUGACAACAUCGCCAUUGGUACCGAAGUGUCUUCCAUGGCACAGGCUUCUUCAAGCAGCCCAGCCGAGUACCACAUCACACCUGCAUCAGACUUCCAGGCUCUUGCAUUCGAGUUCUCUCAGCUCCGAAACCGCGGCUUCGUCAACUACUUUGUCCUCCGCUUCCUCGAUCGCUUCAGUCAUGAACGCAUCCGCAACGCUUGCACACAACUGGUCCAGCAUCACUCGAUCCUUCGCACCAAGCUCAAGCUCGCCAACGGCCGACUCUGGCAGCUUGCUGCUUCCAAAUCCUCCUUCCAGGCCGCUUUCGAGUUCUUCCGUGUCACGUCGGAUGACGUUGUCUCCUUUACGACGCGCUUGAUCGAAACUGACGAGGCCCGUCGCUUGGGUUCCGAUGAGAUUCCUACCAAGUUCUUCAUCGUCGAGUCCGCCUCGCAAACCCAACUUGUCAUGAGACUUGCUCACACGCACUACGACGGCUUGUCCUUCCCACUUCUCCUUCAGACGCUUUCUCAGGCCUUGAAGCGUAGUGAGCUAGCUCCCGAAGUCUCAUUCGCCAAGUUCUCUUCCAGUAUUCAGGCUCUUCCUUCUCGGCACUCCAUGUCAUACUGGCGACGCCUCCUUGAUAACUCACAAAUGACUCCAGUCAUCACCCCUGCUGCCAUCACUGCCAAUGACGGAAUUGAGGGCCACAUUACUCGGCUUGUGACCUUGCCAAAUCUUUCUCAAGCCAGCGUAACCUUCGCCAGUGUUCUCAAGGCCGCCUGGGCCAUCGUCCUUGCCCAACACUCGGGUCUUUCUGACGUUGUCUUUGGUUGCCUUGUGUCCGGUCGCUUCGCUCCGGUUCCUGGCAUCGAGUCUGUGGUGGGACCUUGCGUCAAUUUGUCUCCUGUCCGCGUCAACAACAUCUUGAAGGAUACCAGCACGCGCGCCUUUCUACAAGCCGUUCACGCUCAGCAUACCAAGAGCAUGGAGCACGAGCACGUUGGAUUCCGUCGCAUCAUCACGGGAGCCACGUCUUGGCCAGCCCGGACGUCCUUCGCGGGCGCGUCCAUCGUCCAGCACCAGAACAUCCCACUGGCCGCCGAGCUGAACGAGACGACGCCUGACUUGCCUUUUGAGUUGAGCGCAAAGGGAGGUACCUCGAAUGCUGCUGCGAUCUGGAUCAUCACUACUUCCCGCCCCUCGGAAGGCCUUUUGAGUAUUGAGCUUACCCACGCCCUCAAUACGAUCAACCACAACACCGCCGAGACUCUCCUGCAGGCACUCUGUGUCGCCAUUGAGCACUUCGGCCACCACUGGGACUCGGAAGCACCACUGCCCGACACUCGAAGCCAGAAGACCAGAGCGAACAACGCGCCGCUCUUGCCGGGCGGCCCAUCUGGGAAUGAGGACGAGUCUGUCGCGUCUUCCGACAUGCAGAAUCCUGACGAGCAUGCACGCGCCGUUGUCAAUCAGGCGUGGAGCUUGCUGCACAAGGCACAUUGCCGAGACACAUCGUCAGAAGAAACUCCUACCUCCAUGUUCGAGGUAUGGAAUGACAACCUCGUCGCUGUGGCUUUGAAGGGCAUAUAUGAGAGCCUGGACGUGUUCCUCGAUCUCGAGCAACUUCUUCAGCACCCGACGAUGGAAUCGCAGGCAGGCUUGCUGACUUCUCUGGGCUUUUGA
Colletotrichum fioriniae is the source of this 13797-nucleotide messenger RNA. NCBI's taxonomy places the organism in Eukaryota, Fungi, Ascomycota, Sordariomycetes, Glomerellales, Glomerellaceae. The record is from RefSeq and is a predicted model, not a curated record.